UUGAAGGUGCCGUAUUGACACUUUCCUUUUAUAGCAAUUUAAUCAUGUGUUUUUAAGAAAGUACUUAACUAUUAUUCCGUUCGAGUGCGUGUAUGUCGUUGUAUUUUGCCUCUUGACGUUGGCGCAUUGAUCAGUGCGAUGCCCCAGACGCGGAACCGCCGACCGCCGAAGAUAAGUGAGCCCUCGAGAAAGGUCCCAGCCGACUAUGUGACCAACAAUGUUAAGGGAAAUGGUGGAAAUAAGGGCACGUCGAAAAUACCGAGAAAUAUCCGCUACGAUUUGGAAAAUGCUUUACUAGGGCUUUGUGACGUUUGGUUCGAGGAGAUAAAACCGCACCUAGUGAAGAACAAGUUAAAGCUCCACACAGGUGGCGCUCUGAACGAGAACGGCUACAGCGAGCUGGAGCCCCGGAGGGACGGCCACGCCCAGCUAGACCCAGGUGCUGCCUCUGAUACUCUCCGCCGGCCGGCCGCGAUCUCCAGAGCCUACUCGCUAACGCGGCCCGAUGCAUCGAAAGCGCCGCGUCCCAAGCAGCCCUUGCGAAUCUGCCCAACAAGUCCGACCAAUCUUCGUAAAUUACUGCAGGUACGAUAUGUACAUAAGAGGCAGCCACCCGUUCGGAAAGUCACCGCCCGUGAACACUCACCACCCACACUCGCUAUAAACUAUCCACGGAAUGUACACGAAUCAUCAAAACAGUGGAAGCAGCCACCCGUUCAGAAAACGCCCGUGCAGAGACCGCCAGCACCACCGUUGACACAAACCGGUAAAACUUAUCAACGGACCGUCCCAAAUUCAUCGAAACGGAAUCCGCCCCAGCGGGGAUCAUCACCACCUCCGAAACAAACAUAUCAACCAAACACCCGGACAUUACCAAAACAGGAGGCGCCCCCACAACGAGUAACGCCUUUGGCACAAACCUGCCAUCAGAUUAACCACUACGCAGCAGAACGGACAGAAUGGAAGCGGAACACAAAUUAUUAUGCGAGCAGCAAUCGAAAAAAAAGAAAAAGUGCGAGAACACAUAGAUCGACGCAGAUUCCCUCAUCAUCAGUUCCACCUCCAAGGCGUGUUGCGCGCCCGUGUUGCACCGCCUGCGUCUUAGCUAAGGACCAAACUGUCCCCAUCCCUCGACUUCCUGUUACCAAAUUUACUCCAUCUAAACCGCCUUCUAACAACAAGAAUGCUAAUUUUCCGCGCUGGCCCGCGCCCGAGCCUAAAUUCCCACAUAAAUUUCCCACACGAGAUUGUGCUGUUUCCAACGACUCGCCUAUCUAUACCACAAGCAUCUCACCAGCCGGCGACGUACCACCGUCUCUGGUUGCUGAGAGUCCCUUUUCUGCCUUGAAAUUACCUAGCAGAAAUUCGACAUAUGACCAUGCUAGUACUGCGAUAUCUCCAUCACAUUUUAGGAAAAAGUCUCCUUUCUCGCAUCAUGGUGCUCGUUUAUUACCAGCUCCCCUCCACGCUAAAUGUCUCGUGCCCCCCGAACAUCCUAUUGCAUCGCCACGAGGAAGUCAACCUGUCUCAAGAAAUGUAUCACCGGCACUUUCUAGUGAUGAGAUGUGGUUCCUUCGAGUUUUUAAUGAAUACACGAAACCCGAAAAUCAAACUAAAUCACCAAUAAAGGAGCCAACACUGCCGUGUCAUGAUACAAAAACCAGCAGGCGUACCAUCCCCAUUCAUAAUGAAAAUAAAUUGCUAUUGGAAGAUACAAGUUCGUUAUUCUCUAAGGAUUUAAUAGAUUUAAUAGGAAAUAAGAAUGACAAGAGAUUGAGAAUGCUGUAUAAGAAUCCAUGCGGACAGGAGUCGCAAUCAUCAGUAAUGUGUUUGGCGGGGUCUCGGAAAAAAAGAAUAAAAUCCACACCUAAGAAAAUGCCGUGGAGGUAAGGUUCGUGUACUAAGGGUGAC
Cydia amplana is the source of this 1911-nucleotide messenger RNA. Its product is annotated as proteoglycan 4-like. The transcript has 10 exons. The record is from RefSeq and is a predicted model, not a curated record. NCBI's taxonomy places the organism in Eukaryota, Metazoa, Arthropoda, Insecta, Lepidoptera, Tortricidae. Bases 139 to 1890 code for a protein of 583 amino acids.